AUGCCCCGCGCUGCAAAGCCACCCGUGAAAGCUGCAUGCCUUGCCUGUUCAGAGUUUGACGAAAAAACAGUCGCUCAUCAAAGACUCGUUGCGACGGGGAAAGACCGUGUAGAAUUACCCAUAAACAAGAACAAUGACGGAGCUAAAAUCUGCACAUAUCAGUGUUUAACCAGAGGCCGAGAAUGUAAUUAUCAGCCAAGUCGCCGCGGUGGGCCCCGAAGAGGAAUCCGUUAUGCAGAGCUACAACAGCAACAUCGUCUUGUAUCGGAUGAGCAGGUAGAGCCAUUGCUAGACAAUAUGCUCGGUCUUGUUUCGCCACUUGCCGGUGUCCAUAAUCUGGACAUAUCUCCAGAUGCCCUUUCUGAUACCAGUGGAACGCGGCAACUCUGGGGUCAACUCACUCCGAGUGCAGAUGACCCGUUUUCGUCGGUGUCGAUUCCAGAAGCAGAGCCAUCCGCUGUUCGAUCAUACCGAUGUGAAGAGGAUAUUGCGAAUGCCUACUAUAUCUACAUACACCCAUACCUUCCGUUGCUACCGCCUCCUGUGACAGCGCUACGUGAAGAUCAGCCUACCCUUAGCCGACCAUCAAAAGAGACCAAUGAGGCUAAAAAGACCGAUUUGCAAAUUUGGCCACAAUCGUCUCUAAGCCUUGCAUUGUCUGCACUCCUUGUCCUGAUACCACCUUCUCAGGGUCCAUUCUCGAUGACGGAGGCAAGUAUUGUCCUCAGACGCACAUACGCUCAACUCUUUGCACAAGCUGCUUUAGCAAGUGUAGAAAAGGAAAUCGAUGACAUGGGACCUGCAAUACACUUCAACGCACCUGGUGCAUGCCUGUCUCAAGGACAUAGCCCGUUGCAUUCGCAGGUGCCUCUUCAAAUUGAGCCUAUUCUGGCGCUUGUCGUACUCGCGAUCUAUGAAUACUGUCAGCGUGGUAACGUCUCAAGGAUGCGAGGCCGGAUCAAUCAAGCUGUCACUACAGCCAUGGAUAUGUCUCUUCAUGAGCUUGGCUCGACGACUACAGUAGCCAUCGAAGCACAGAGACGUGCGUGGUGGAUAACACCGCCGGUUGUCACAGCAGACGACCCUCGCAUAACGACAUCUUAUCCCAGUUUCGGUGUACACUUGGAGCCCUGGGCCCUUUUGAUCAAAGCUCAACAAACUCUCUACGCAUCCAACCAAAUGGUCCAACGAAUCGAGCGCAUUACGGAGGAAACACCUGCUCCCGACCUUGGCACACAAAUCAAAACCCUGGAUGCAGUAAUCACUACGUUGAUGACCAAGUCUGAUCAAUACCUUCGAUGUACGUUUGAUGAAGACGGGGAAGGCCCCAUAGCCGAGAAUAUGUGGAGGAUCAGCAGAAUCGUGAUCUACACGUAA
Messenger RNA from Penicillium daleae, 1377 nucleotides. RefSeq names its product fungal specific transcription factor domain-containing protein. The record is from RefSeq and is a predicted model, not a curated record. The transcript has 7 exons. NCBI's taxonomy places the organism in Eukaryota, Fungi, Ascomycota, Eurotiomycetes, Eurotiales, Aspergillaceae. Bases 1 to 1377 code for a protein of 458 amino acids.